AUGUUGUCUUCCGCUGGAUCGCUGCUUAUGCGGCGCGAUAACAUGCCAAAGCCUGAUCUUGGCUAUGAGCUUCAGCAACUCCCCGACUGGUCGAGAUUCGUAUUCCUCGCCAACUUCAUCCUCUUCCUCCCUGUCUUUGUUCUCAUCAACUACACCUUCGAAAAGGUCUUCCCCGUUCUCGCCAUCGUCGAAGAUGAGAAACCUCCCGCUUACGAACCUCUGCCCGUCGAGCCUCUCGCCAACGAUGACAUGCCCAAGCCCGCCUCUACUUCCUCUGUUCCCAUUGCUGGCCAGGGCCGUCCCGUUACGUCUUCUUUCCGAGCUACCUGGCGCCUACUCCGAUCUACUGGUGGUUUCCGCGCCAUCUUCCGUGGUCUGCCCUGCUUCAUCGCCCAGGCUGUCGUCACGGCCCUCAUCAACGGCAUCACCUAUACCGUCAUUCCUUAUUCCUUUGUUCUGUCCAACUUGAUCGGUUCUCUCGUCUGCGUUCAGCUCAGCGCCGCCUGGGUUCACAUCGUCAUUACGCCUCCUUCUCCUCUCAAGUUCUGGAGCCGUCUCCCUCCUUUCAAGACCACCUUCGCCGCCACCUGGAGACCUACUCUCAUCUUCUGGGCUGCCUCUCAGAUCGUCAACCUUGGCACUUUCGGUGUUCUCUACCUGUUUGGAGGUGACCAGACCACUGAGAUUCCUCAGCUCCAGGGUCUCGGCAGCGUUUUCGGCAUCCUCCUCGUCGCUGUCCUUCUCCAGGUCGCUAUUCAGAUUCCCGCCUACGUCGUUCUCGUUCGAGUCCAGGCCUCUCUUCUCCCCGCUGACGCCGACACCAUCAUUCCUUUCGACCGCUCUUUCAACGGCCGUAUCGAGCCCGUUGUUGUCGGUGGCCUCGGCUAUGCUACUGUUCGCGACGCCUGGUCCAGCUUCUCCAAGUCUGCCUGGCGCCGUAUUGUCAUGCUCAGCGUCAAGAUCGUCGCUGUCACCUUCGCUGCCCUCUGUGUCAUCUUCGCCGUUAUCAUCCCCCAGAUCAUUCUCUUGGCUGCCAUGGGAACCGACAACGGUGAUGGCAACCAGGACAUCAAGAUGUAA
Messenger RNA from Fusarium tjaetaba, 1080 nucleotides. Its product is annotated as ubiquitin conjugating enzyme. Lineage: Eukaryota; Fungi; Ascomycota; Sordariomycetes; Hypocreales; Nectriaceae. The record is from RefSeq and is a predicted model, not a curated record. Bases 1 to 1080 code for a protein of 359 amino acids. The transcript has 2 exons.